Messenger RNA from Monoraphidium neglectum, 588 nucleotides. Its product is annotated as survival of motorneuron-related-splicing factor 30. Gene Ontology annotation, biological process: mRNA processing. NCBI's taxonomy places the organism in Eukaryota, Viridiplantae, Chlorophyta, Chlorophyceae, Sphaeropleales, Selenastraceae. Gene Ontology annotation, cellular component: nucleus; cytoplasm. Bases 1 to 588 code for a protein of 195 amino acids. Gene Ontology annotation, molecular function: RNA binding. The transcript is spliced from 3 exons. The record is from RefSeq and is a predicted model, not a curated record.
AUGUACGACUCGCUAUCAGAAGUCAUCCAGCUUACAAAGGACCUCCUGGCAGACGCCAAGCAGCAGCACACCUCGGCGGCGCCCCCAGCCGCGCCGGCCGCGCCCUCCGCGCCAGUAGCAGCGGCGGUAGCCUCGUCGGCGGCGGCGGCGGCGGGCCCGAGCGCCCAAGGCGGCGCGGCGCUCGGCGGCUCCCAAAUCGUGACGCCGGCGGCGCUCAACGCGCCGUCGAUGCUGCCCGAGGCGGUCGCCGACCAGAUUCGGAAGGCGCAGCAGCGGUCGGCGCUGCUGGGGCAGGCGCAGGCGGGGUGGGCGGUAGGCGCGGAGUGCCUGGCGUACUAUGCGGCAGACGGGCAGUGGUACCCAGGGGUUGUGGAGGGCGUGACAGAGGACGGCAAGUUUGUGGUGCUGUAUGAGGGCUACGGCAACAAGGAGGAGCUCGUGGCGGGCUCCGUGCGGCCGCGGGCGGAGGAGGUGCGUGAGGAGGUGUACAAGGGGGUGGCUGCCCCCAAGCGGAAGCGCGUGGAGGACGAGCCCGAGGUCACAGAGAUACCCAAGACCACCCCUCGACCGCCAUACGCCACCCCCUAA